GGUGAAAAGAAAAAGAUUAUGAUCGAUAUAUGUAAAGAGAAAUUGGAGAAGGAAAAUGAAAAGUUACGAAAGAGAAUCGAAAUUCUUGAAAAUAAUAUUGAGAAAAAGGAAAAGAUUAUGAUCGAUACACGUGAAGAGAAAUUGGAGAAGGAAAAUGAAAAGUUACGAAAGAGAAUCGAAAUUCUUGAAAAUGAUAUUGAGAAAAAGGACAAAAAUAAUGAUAAACAGGCCAAUUACAUUGUUACUCUUCGGAAUAAAUUAAAAAACUAUAAAAAUAAAAUUGAUAAAUUGAGAAUGACCUUGGAUAACGAACAAAGAAAUUUCAGGUUUUUACAAAGAGAAUGUGAUCGUAAAGAACGAAUUAUUAAAAGAUUUUAA
Messenger RNA from Racocetra persica, 378 nucleotides. Lineage: Eukaryota; Fungi; Glomeromycota; Glomeromycetes; Diversisporales; Gigasporaceae. The record is from the annotation of a GenBank genome assembly.